Molecule: messenger RNA, 1647 nt
Organism: Gamsiella multidivaricata
Lineage: Eukaryota; Fungi; Mortierellomycota; Mortierellomycetes; Mortierellales; Mortierellaceae
Exons: 5
Coding region: 150-1565 (471 amino acids)
Biological process (GO): regulation of DNA-templated transcription
Molecular function (GO): zinc ion binding; DNA-binding transcription factor activity, RNA polymerase II-specific
Source: RefSeq, a predicted model, not a curated record
CCUCUCUGCACCAUCAACCCCCUACAUACAUUUACACCUACAACAACGUCAGCCAAGGCAGGGAAAAGAAUACCCAGACUUUCUUUUUACCCGCAAAUUCAUACCUCUCACUCUCUCUCUUCUGUCUUCAGUCAGCACAUACACACCUCAUGUCACACUCCUACACGAUGGAGUCAGAAUCACUCCAUCCCGAGUCCGCUCCAAUGACUCCCUUACCCGCCCUUGCUCCACCCUCCUCAUCCUCGCCACAUUCAGCUACCGCAGUGCCGGCCCCAGUGCCGCUGCAUCCCCAGCCUGUCCCAAGAGUCAAGUCAACCAAGCCUCAUGUACCGAGUGCCUGCAUCAACUGCAAAAAAGCACACCUUGCCUGCGACUUGUCAAGACCCUGCAAGAGGUGCAUCUCCGUAGGGAAGGACGACACUUGUCGCGAUGUUGAGCAUAAAAAGAGGGGUCGUCCAAAGCUCGUCGACAAGCUCGUUGCAGUAGAUGGCGUCUGGAGCACAGCGGCCAAGGAUGGCUCCGUAGCCGCCUCCAAAGCUGUUUCUUCUACUACUACCGCCGCCGCAUUAGCCAAGACGCGUGUCAAGGGCAAGUACACAAAGUCCACUAACUACAAGAUGCCAAGAAAGACUACCAAUGGUGCAAAGGCACCGACUGAGGCAUUUGCCGUGCCGCAAACGAACACGCCUUCUAGAGAUAUUGUCUUGGAUGCACCACAGGGCCGGCCAUCAUCAUACCCAUCACACCAUGAGCAGGAGCGGCCGUCGUCCUCUAUGUCCUACCGCACACAUCCUCCCUCAGCACAGUCUUACCAAGGUCGUCCCCUCUCCAUGCACUCGGAGCCACCGUUGCCUGGCGAUCAUCAGGAUCCCUUCUACUACCCAUCCCCCACUAGCCAGAUCAAACGACCACAGGAGUUGUAUUCCGGACCAAGCAGCACUCCUCUCGCGACAGUCUUUCUCACCAUGGGCCUGAUCUGUGCCAGAGUCUCGGACGAGUCCCAGGUGCUGUGGGGCUAUCAUCCUCAUGACAUCAGUAACAAGCCGCUCUACUCGAUCAUUGCCAACGAGGACCAAAGCAAGAUGAGGAACCUCAUGGGAUUGAUCAGGGAUGCCGUCUUUUCAGCAGCCUCUCCAAACGGACAGCAUCUCUCUCACUUCCCAUUUUUGGAGUCCACCUCAGCAGUAUUCUACCAGAACCGACCAGACAUCAUGUCUUCUAGUGCGCCAGGGUCGAACGAAUAUACGGACGUGAUUCGAGUGUGCCGUGCCGAUGGAGGCUCAGAGUUAUUCAGCGUGAGGAUGUAUGUCGGUGGCGGACUAGGAACGGACCUUGUUCGUGGUCUCAACAUCGAGCACGCAUACGUUGUCUGUAUCAUGGCUCACCACGCGCCUCCAGUGAUGAAUGACCACCCUCGAAACAACCAGCGGCUUUCCCUGGACGACUCACGGACGGCUUCACACAACAACGCCCAUGGCUCGAACCUUGCUGAAUCUCAAUACAAUACCAUGAGGCAGCCAUUAUCCCAACCGCAGCUCUCGCCAUUGGAGUCCCGUAAUGCUUGAAUGGCCGACCAUCUGUCAUGUUCGGUUCGUCCGCGCCCAGUGGAUCUAUGUCUAGCUCAUCCUCAUCUUCAUACACUGUGUC